AUGAGCAUCAAUUCAGAAGAGUCAUCAUCACCUCGAUUAAAUUCGAGCAUGGAGCGAAACAAUGCUUCCGUCUUACCUGCAAGUCCGGAGAAGCUUUUAAAACAAACACGAGGAGAUCAACCACUUGGUCCGGAUGAUAAAAGCAUAUUGUUGGGGUUAGAAAGAAGUAUUUAUGAAACAAGACUUAACGCUCCUAAAGUAUUCAAUUUUAUUGUUUUCAAUAUUGCACUUGGAGCUGCAUACAUGGGUGGAGUGUUGAGAAAACGAAGAGUUCCUCCACAACACGCAAAGGCUACAAUGUUAACUCUGACCACAUCGUUUCUAGGAGUAUUUUGUUAUUUGAGAAAUUUAUCUUCUAAUUUUGCAACAAAAAUUGCUUUAGACCCAAGAGUGGAUCAUUUAACUAGCGAUGGUAUUCAGAGAUGGGAGGAAGCAAAAAAGAAGUUAUUGAAACAACAAGGAGAAUAA
Molecule: messenger RNA, 468 nt
Organism: Naegleria lovaniensis
Lineage: Eukaryota; Heterolobosea; Eutetramitea; Acrasida; Naegleriidae
Exons: 1
Coding region: 1-468 (155 amino acids)
Source: RefSeq, a predicted model, not a curated record